Molecule: messenger RNA, 3701 nt
Organism: Octopus sinensis (East Asian common octopus)
Lineage: Eukaryota; Metazoa; Mollusca; Cephalopoda; Octopoda; Octopodidae
Product: cubilin
Exons: 27
Coding region: 102-3386 (1094 amino acids)
Source: RefSeq, a predicted model, not a curated record
GAGGGAACUGGGUGUAACGCUGGAGAUAAAAUUUAACUAAUUAAAUUGGUUAUGUAAAAUCCACAACACAAAGAUAAAGGGAUAUAUGUAUAUAUAUAUAUAUGUAUAUAUUCAUCUCAAACCAAAUGUACACAACACAGUUCAAAAUGACGCCAUUCAUAAUAUUGGGACUAAUUCUACAAGUCUUGGCAGCUGCAGACUCCGUUAAUGACUGUUUAGAAACAAAGAACUUAACAGCGAGCACGAGUUCAUGGCAACUCAUUCAGUCUCCCGGAUACUUCAGUAAAUAUGUUAAGAAUAUGUCUUGCAGUUGGCUAAUCUAUGCGGGAGAUCCGAAUUAUUCGCUGCAAGUAGACUGGCAACGCGUUGAUAUAGAAUACAGUUUAGGUUGUUAUAAAGAUUUCGUACAGAUCUAUCGCGGUUUUGAUCGAUCGGGUGAGCUUCUUGAUCACAGAUGCGGUCAGAGCUCCAUCAACGUCAAUAACAUUGGGCGUUAUGCUUACAUCUACUUCCACACGGACAAUACCAUCGAACGGGAAGGAUUUUCACUCAAGUACAAAUCUACCAACAGCGGUAGCAAAAUCUGUACAGCCACGACGUCAUAUACGUCUCAUCCUUACAGCUGGCAAACAAUUACUUCUCCUUAUUAUCCAGACAAUUACCUUGAUAGUUUAUCCUGUAACUGGUUAAUCACAACAGAUGAUGCUCUGGAAAUUGUUAAACUAAAGGUGCUUGAUACAGAAAUGGAGAAUUCUACUGACUGUUCUAAGGAUGUUGUUCAUGUAUACGACGGUGGCACUCCACGUAGCCCCAAACUAGGGUCGUGGUGCGGAAGUGACACCCCCGAAUUUAUCAGCACAGGCAGAAAAAUGUAUAUAACAUUCAUUACAAAUGAUAAAGCACAUUUUCGUGGAUUUAAAGCUAAAUUUAUUUCGGAACAAAAAGGUGUUAACUGCUCUGGUGUCACAAAGCUAACAGCCUACCCAAGUAUCCAGUACUUGACCACUCCUAACUAUCCUCACUUUUACGCAAGUAACUUGUCAUGUUCAUGGUUAAUCAACUCUGGAAGCCGGUCUGGAAAAUUGUAUCUUGAUGUCAGAGAUUCAGAUAUCGAAUAUUCCAUCGGAUGUAUGAAGGACUAUGCAGAAUUGUACUUAGGAACCGACAGAAAAGCUGAUAUCUUCAGCCGAUGGUGUGGAGGCACGCGACGCAAGUUUUACACCUAUCACGCAAGUCUAUUCAUUCACUUCCAUUCAGAUGCUUCUCUGACCGGCCGAGGCUUCCAGUUAUCAUAUUACAUGGGAUCACCCUCUGCAGCAUGUCGGGACAAAACACUAUUAGUUGCUAACCGCCAUGGCUGGAAGGAGUUCAAUUCACCGUUUUAUCCCACAGUAUAUGAAGGAAAUCUUAGUUGUUGGUGGAUUUUGACAGCGGCAAAUGAAUUCGACAUAGUGGAGCUACAAGUGCUGGAUUUUGAGGUAGAAGACUCACCUGGGUGCGUGUACGAUUCUGUUAAAGUUUUUGAUGGUGGAAAUGUGAACUCGCCAAGUCUCGACAGAUGGUGUGGCGUGAAGCAUCCUUCGUUUAUUAGUACCGGUCAGAAACUCAUGGUUCAAUUCGAGACAGACGAUUCCUAUGAUUACAAAGGAUUUAAAAUGCGCUACAUAGCGAGAGAUGUGUCAUUCCUCUGCGGACCUGGAAAAUACUUGAAAGCGGAACUAGAAGAAAGAAAAUACCUAGUUUCACCAAAUUUAAUAUCUCCCCUUUACAGUACUGUGAAAUGCGAAUGGCAGAUAACGACCAAAAAUGCCGAUGAACUCGUAAAGCUUGAAGUAGCUUUCUCCUCCUUAGAUAACUCAACGAACUGUGACGACAACUAUAUAGCUGUGUACGACGGAGCAACUACUAAUGCAAAACUUUUGGGCAAAAAAUGUGGCAAUCAGACUCUGACGUUUGUAUCUUCGAGCUGGAGUGUGUAUGUAGUGCUUCAACUAAAGAAAUCAAACAGAAGCAACGCGUUGCUGGCGACAUUCUAUUCAGAGAAAAAAGAGGCUCAGUGUAAGGAUAUCGAUAACCGAAUAAGCUUUUCCGAUCAGAAGAACUACAUAUCCUCUCCCGAAUUCCCGCGAAUAUACAGAAGCAUGCGAUCUUGUUCUUGGCUUCUUACGACGUCUAAGAACCAAGUAAUUCGACUCGAAAUCAUGUACGCCGAUUUUCCACAAGAAUCUCAAUGCAUGUCAAACGCAUAUCUGGCAGUUUAUGAUGGUAACAGCCGAAGAGACGGUCUUUUAGGAGUCGUAUGCGGGAACGAACCGAAAACUUACAUAUCGACAGGACAGCAAAUGAUGGUUUUACUAAAGGGACACACAAACUUAACUGGUCGAUUUCUUGCAGCUUAUUAUUCCGAGAGAAAAGCGGAAGAAUGUAUUGGCAGUAGCCAGCUAACUGCCCAAAGACAUACAAAGAACUAUCUUCAUACGCCAUCAUUCCCGACACCUUUCAAAAAAAAUUCAAAGAAAUCCAGCCACUGCGCCUGGGUCAUAGCUUCUGAUGGCCCUGAUGUUGUAAAAUUAUCAAUAAUUUACUCCAAACUAUCAAAGAAAGAAGACUGUAGUGAAGAAAGUAUAAGUGUUUAUGAUGGUGAUUUAGUACCAAACCGCUUUCUCGGAAUGUCCUGUGGAGAGGCAAAACCAUCAUAUACAUCAACAGGGAAAAAGCUAAUGGUUAUAUUCUCUUCAAAGAGCUCAAAUGGAAGUCACGGCUUUUUAGGAUCCUAUUAUUCUGUUCCAAAUACGAAUUCACCGAGCCAAGAUCGAUUAGUUGCUAUGUCGUCAGCAAUCGGUUACAUUCAUCCACCAAAUUUCCCUCAGCCUUAUCAGAGCUCGAUGUCCCGAUCUUGGUCCAUAAGAUCCAAAAAUGCAGACGAAAACGUUGUAUUAGAAGUAGCAUUUUCGGAUAUUUACUUGUCUUCUGGUUGUGAAACGGAUUCUGUGUCUGUCUACGACGGGCCUACAGAAUACGACGUUCUACUAGGAAAAUGGUGCGGAGAUGAUCAACCAAAAUUUGUAACGUCUAACCGAGAUAUGUUAGUCGUUUUUCAUACUAAUUCUACUGCAGAACAUACGGGCUUUUUAGCAUCUUACCAUACAGAAUUGCAGUCCUCCAGAUUUAAACAUCCAAACCACAUUUGGUUGUGCAUCGCCCUGCUUAUUCUCAUUAUUCUUGUGGGCUGCUUCCUCCUGGGCCGUUAUUUAUUUAGGAAAUAUGGUCAUCACCAGUGGUCAGGCAAAGGAAACAAGGGCACAGAGUCCAUGGGCAGCAGAAUGGACAUCUAUGACCAUGCCUCCACUAGCGUGUCCAUGAAGUCUCUUUUAGAAACUUUCUGAAAUAACCAACAAGCCAGGCAUUCAAGUUGCCCUCAACAACUUUAUCAAACUACGAGGAUUUGAUUCUUAUAUAUAUGUAUAUAUAUAUGUAUAUAUAUAUAAUUAUUAUAAUAAUAAUAAUGAUGAUAAGGAUGAUUAUAAUAAUAAUAAUGAUAAUUAUAAGGAUGAGGACACAAAAACAUAUUUACAUCUUUUCCAUUUUUUAUUUUUUAUAUAUAUUUCUGAAAAAUAUAUGGUCCAUAUUCAAUAAGAGGAGGAGGGAAAAUUUUACUAACAUUAUUAUGAUCAUUAUUAUUAUUAUUAUUAUUAUCAUUA